ACAAGCCAUAACUCAAGCUUCAGCAGAAUUAUUCUACACUAAUAACUGAACAUUUAGAAUCACCAUGUUGUCUCUCUGUUGUCUACUUGUUACGGUUGCUUCAGUUUUUGCUGCACCUAAAAGAAAGAUCGACGGUGGAUCUCCAGCAAAAGAAUGCGAGUUUCCUUCCAUUGUCCACCUCAAAAUAUUUGAUUACCCGUCAGAUAACAGGAUUAGCUUAUGUGGAGGUAUUUUGAUUGAUUCUAAACACGUAUUGACAGCAACUCACUGCCUAGUAGGAAAUGUCAGAAAGGUUAAAGUAAAUAUUGGUUCCAAUAACAAAUGGAGUCCUGGUUCUCAGUCAACAACUGCAAGAAGAAUUCUGAAACAUAGUGGAUACGUACAUACUCCAUACCUGAUUCAGAACGAUAUUGCUAUACUGACUUUGACCAAGCCAGUCCGUGAAAAUAGAUGUGUCCGCUAUGCACAAUUGGCCAAAUAUGGAGAAAGAUUUGGUACCCGAAGAUGUAUCGCUGCUGGAUGGGGAAAUUUCAAAUAUAAAGGAAACAGUCCUGACCAGUUAUAUAAAGUGCAUCUUCCAGCUGUUCCCCAUCAUGUAUGCAAAAAAAAGUCAAAGAUGCAAAUUUCUGAUGGAGUUCUCUGUGCUGGAGAUUUCAAAAAAGGUGGAGCAUCUACUUGCCAGUUAUGUUCCGCUGACAUUCAGAAUGCACUGGAAAGACUUUCUUGA
Messenger RNA from Octopus bimaculoides (California two-spot octopus), 727 nucleotides. RefSeq names its product chymotrypsin-1-like. The record is from RefSeq and is a predicted model, not a curated record. Gene Ontology annotation, biological process: proteolysis. Lineage: Eukaryota; Metazoa; Mollusca; Cephalopoda; Octopoda; Octopodidae. Gene Ontology annotation, molecular function: serine-type endopeptidase activity.